AUGCAGGUGCACUUGGCGUGUAUGCUUCUCCUCUGUUUCACAUGUGGUGGACUCUGUUCAGGUACGCACUCAGACCCUUCAAACCUGUUCUGUCUUUCUGCAUUGGCUCAUAAUUUCAAGAUUAUUUUAACUGACAUUUACCGACAGUGUAACUUUUUGCAUGCAACAGGUGCAUCGUUUUCAUGUUGCUGUUGUUGCAACAAACUUAAAUCUAAAUCUGAUAAAUCAUGGGUAAUUUAAAGGACUGUUUAUCAGAGCUUCUUCAUAAUGUUAUUUUUCCUCGAGUUUAAAAUCUCCUCCUUUCUUAACAUGAAUUAUUCAUACGGUAGUUAUUCAAAUUUCCUGGUCCGUAGGUUUAUUUGCAUGCUGUUAAAUUCAUGAGGCGGUGACCUCGGAGGCUGGAUUUAUGAGACAUGAUCAGACUUCUGUUAUUGUUAUUAUUAAAUCAAAAAUACUCCUUUUUUCACACUGAAAAACUCAAGACUGAGCAUCUGUCUUUGUCUUAUUCCUUCGGAAAAUGUCCUAUUCAGCCUAUCCUCCUGUAAAAACUCAAAAUUUAGCAAGUGUUUUCUUUUAUUUCUACUAAAAAUAGUCUUGUUGGGAUUAAUUUAAGCUAAACUCACAUAACAAGUCCAGAGAAAUGACUUGUUUCAGGAUAUUACACCAGAAAUAAGACCUUAGUUUCUUGUAGUAAAACACGAAAUCGUACUUUUAGAGGAAAAAUGUACUUUUCUCUUUUUUUUUUCAAAUAAAAAUGUGUUUUUUUCCAAGAAAACAGGUAAUUUUUUUCCAAAUCUAUUAACAUAUUUUAUUUUUUUCUGAUAACAAGCACUUUUUUUUAAAAUUACUCUUCAUGGCUUUUUUCUGGACUUGUUCAGUAACUUAUUGUGCCUCAUAUUAUCCUAAUAAGGCGGACAAGUCCAGAUGUGAAUCUUAAAUACAGAUUUUACUUUUCUACUCACCCUGUUGACCUAUUUUUUACUUACUGCUCAUUCUUGGGGUCUUGCUUUCAGCUCAAAUGUGAAGCCUGAUGAAACCCUUUUUACGUUAAAAUAGACAAAAACACUUUUUAAGCCUCCUUUAAAAUGGUCUUCAAACCACUUAAAGCGUCUUUUGUACAUUCAAACCAACAUUCAUACUAAUUUCUCAGCCUCACACCUUUCCCUCCAAAUCAGCGCUCUCAUAAUCGCGGCCUUUUCCUCUGAUUCAUUUACCCGUCUUAACCCCACUUAUCCAAUCUGUGACGAUUUCAUUUAACUUUCCAGGAACUCAACUGAACCCGUGUUUAUUCCAAAUGAAAGAUUUUAAGUAACCACAGCAUGUUUCCAAAUUAAGUGAAUUGGUUUGUUUUAUUCUUAGUUCAGUGUAAUUGAUGUCUAAUGCAGCCUGGGCUGAGCUGUUCGAGUCCUAAUCCUUCAAACUUGGACUGUAGAGUCCCUUUAAGCACACUGACCCAAAAAGAGUUGCAUAAUGAAACAGAUUUUUUAAUAUAUGCUUCAUAAGAAUAAUUUUCCCCUUUUUUCUCACUGACAGAUGUGGACCAGGACCAGCGAGCGCUAGAAGAGGAGGUCCUCAGCAGUCUCUUCACUAAGGUAGGUUUUUCUUCUUUUUUUUUGCACCUGUUACUUUAGCGGCUGAAAAUAAAACAGCAAGUCGAGUGAUCCUGUGAAAAUCAAAAGAAUCAUAAGAACCAGCAGAACUGUGGCUCCUUCUGAACAUCUCUUUACUCCACAUGACUCUGCCUGACUGAUUGUGAACGGAGCUGGUCUCUCUGGUGGUCCCCUACGACAGUCCUCCCCGCCAUCAGGGUGUGAAUGUGGCGUGAACGGUGUAAAAAGGCUUUACAAGUACAAUCCUAUUCCCUCAGCUGCAGCUGCGUCCAUGUCCUCCUACGAUGACAAGAAAAUAAAAGCUCUCAGAGUCACAUCUUCAUUUUUAAGUCAGUUAUCUUCAGCAGACAUUUUUGUACUUUUACACAGAGAAAACCUCAAAUCUGAGCGAGUACAUCUGUCCAAAUGCUCGUAAAAUAGGCUGAAUUUUAGCCUCAUCCAGUAAAAUUGCUUAUUUUAUGAUAUUACUGGGCAAAAUAUGACAUGAUUGCUUCCAAUGGGUGGAAAAAUCUGCAACUGGAAUAAAAAAAACUAAACUUUUUUUUAGUCACUCGGAGAAAAUGUUUUAUUAGUGACACUUGACCCGAAACCAGGGCUGUUUUUAUAAUAAUCACAUUGUCUAUCUUGUUGCUAAUGGUCUUCUUUGCUUUCGUUUAACAUAAAAAGGCAUCAAUAUAAAUUUCAGCCUGUUUCAUUAAUGUCAAAAAACUCCUUACAGGAGCUUUAAUGUGGCCAUCAUACUCUGUCAUUGGAUUUAACUCUUAUUUCUGGCAAAUUUUCAGGACUUUUCAUGUGAAUUUGGAUAAAAUGGUUUCUAAUUAUUAUUUUUACUAAAAUUAAGACAUGAAAACUUGCCAAGAUUUGAGUCACUUCCACUUGGUUAAAUAUGCAAGCUUCACAAUCUGGCAACCUGACUUCAGCUCUGGCAUCAGUUCAGCUCUUUAUUUGUGACAAACUCAUAAAUAAGUCAUAAAGCUGGACAGUAAAUGAUAAUAAAAUCUGGUUAAUUUUCAAAAUACAGCUUGGCAAUACUUAGGUGUUAUAUUAUUUUUAUUGUUUUAGAACUAAAGUAAUAAAAUGUGACAUCCCUAAUGCAAAGGAGGAGGAAGAUUGAAGAGGUGAAGCUGUUGAGAUGGAGACCGCAGAUGAGAAGAUGGAUGGCUGAGGCUCAUAAUAUUCAGAUGGACCUGACAGCAUCAUAAAGACACGUCUCCCACCUCUCUCUCUCUCUCUAUCUGUCUGAUAAAUAACGGUGGCGCCCGCACAGAGGCGAUUUGAUGGCGACAAAUCAGCCGUGUGAUUCAUAGCUGCUGAUGCUGGGAGGUUGUUCAGGAGGGAUGAUUGUAAUAACUCCACAGACGAACGAUAGACUGCAGGAGAAUCUGAGGAGUGAGAGGUUAGAGGAGAGACUUGUGGCUUUGUGUGUUUUUGAGUGAAGUGAAUCCACCGCCUGUUAUCUUUUAUCUUUUUAUCUGAUCGGAUGCAGGAUGUUGAUUUGACUCGUAUUAUUCUCAAGAGGCUUCAUGUGUCGGUCUGGGUGAUUUGCACCUUCCUAGCUGAGUCAGAAUCUAAAAUGGUGUUUUCAGUUUAUUCCAAGGUUCUGAAGUGGUAAAUGAACAAUAAAGUAGGACUCAGUUUUAGCUAUUGGUGGGAGUUUUGUCAAGGAGUUUUUUUAUGCUUUUAUUUUGAAGGAUGUACUUCCGGUGGAUCGUUAAUUAAAAAGUGAAUGAAGACAAUUUAAGUGUAGAUCCAGUCAGAAAGUAUAAAUCCUCAGUUGAUCAGGAACCUAAAGAAGCACAAGCUCCUCUAUUGUUUUUUGACUCACAGUAAAUCUUAGAAAAUUGUGCUGAGUCAUCUCUCAGAGGGCGGCUAAAGCUAGCUCGCUAGCAGCUGCUGCUUCGUCUACGUCUCUCCAAUUUUAACAGGGUUGAUAUAUUUCCUCUUUUAUCCGGACAUGUCUGGGGGAGUUAGAGUUAGAAGAGCGUAAAAAACACUUGACCUGACUAGAAAACCCCCAAAUUUUGCGUGCGCAACUCCGCCCCCGUAGUAGUGUCAUCUUUUUGAGGAUUCAGAAUAUGGUCACCCUAGGUUUUAUGACAUUUUUGAGUAUUUUCAAUUACCUAAGAAAUGUGUCUCUAAAUGAGAGACAGAGAAUAUCAAUAAGCUAAGAAAUGUGUCUCCAAACAAGAGACAGUGAAUAUCAAUAAUGUAGAAAAGUGUCCACAGACUACAUAGUGAUAAAUUAGAUAAACUCUUCCUUUUACAAUGAAAUAAGUCAAGAAAAACAUACAAAAUUUGUUUUGAAAAAAUCUACGUUUUGCAAAAAUAAUGAAGACAAAUGAGUGAAAGGAUGGGUGAGUGACUGAAUGUGGGAAACAGAAAUACAUAGACAUACAAAUUUGUUAUAGAUUUUAAAACACAAGAAAAAUAUCAGUCCGUAAAAAAUGAACUUGAUAGACAUUUAAGUUAAAGAGAUUUGCUUUUUCAUUUAAAGAGUAAAAAGGUUUUUUUUGUAGCUUUACAUGCGAGAAAAAAAACCAGUACGCACUUCCUCAAAUCUUGCAGUUUUUUCAACUUUCAACUUUUGAUUAAGUUAAGUAAGCUUCUUUUUUUCCUUUUGGAGAUAAACAAACCCAUAAAUCUUAUUGUUUGAAAUGUGUAUUUUUAGUAUCCUGUGAUUCAAUUAGGAUCCUUUUGAAACAAAACAGAUUUCUGACUCACGGUCCAUGGAGUAUUGUUCAAAUAAAGGUCUGCUCUAUUAACUAGUUACCUCUCCUAUCAAAGGUAUUGAUUUACCGACCUCACUGACGGAUCAUCCUGGUGCAUCUAUGUGAAACAAAUAUCUCUAAAUGUCAGUCUCUGCUCGUGUGUGGUCCCUGGCGUGUUGCUCUUCUGAUGUGUCGACAGCUUUUAUUACAUGCCUUCUCCCCUCUGGGCGAACAGCAGAAACCUGGACUCGACUUGCACCCGUGCUUACAUCAUCACAAGAGUCUGUUUUCCCCUGACGCCAAUAAACACACGAGCAAAGUGAGUGGAGGAGAGCUGGAGGCGAUUUGUAUUAACUUAGCGGCGACAAUUUCCCCUCAGCCUCCGGAUCCUUCCAUCAUCCUCUAUGACACCCUGAGGUCUCAGCGUGUGGGCGCUCACUCGCCCGCUCGGCCAUCUUGAAAAACACUCAAACUGGAUUAUAGCGCAACAGGCUGCAGCUAGAGGAGGUUAAAUGCGGCUGAAAUUUCACUUCAGGGGCUUGAAACUGUUUAAGAAAUAGUUUGCAUUUGUCUUAAACUGCAGCAGAGCGAGCGCACCUUUAGAUUAAAAAAUGAGGCGAAUAUCAAUGCUGUUAGAGUAUUAGCAUGAUCUCUAAAUCAGCAUUUAAAGGCAGUGCUAUAGUGGAACGAAGAAGGCUUUGUGUUGGGUUUGCUGCAGAAUGAGGAAGGCUGUAAAACUGGAGCAGUGAAAUGGCAAAGUUAUUAAAAAAAGAAUCACAGUCUCGGUUUUUUAUCUGCAUGUUUAAAAUCCCUUUAUUUUACAUUUUUUAAACAGUUUUUAUCAGGGGUGGGACAAAGAAUCGAUUCACAUAAAAAAAAAAAAUCAAAAAAAUCUAAUUCAACAAUAUCGUAGAAUCGCAAUAGAAAUCCAAUCGGCUUCCAAAAAAAUCAUAGAAGAAUCGAAGGAAGGGAGAAAAGCAUAUUGUCCCAGCCCUAGUUUUCAUCAGUACAAAUGGAUUAUUUUCAGUGUCUUGAUUUGGGAAUUUAAUGAAUAUGAUUAAAUUUGCUCAACGAUCUUGACUCAGAUCAGAGUUAGUAUCCAAAUAAAUGCUGCACUGCUGCACCAGAGGGGUUCGAACCCAUGACUUAGAUUUAUAGCACUCCUCUAAAGUACUUUUUUUCAAGUGCAUGUGUAAAAUGUUGAAUAAAAGUGUGCAGUUAUUUCAUGUUAAUCUGAUUGUUCACUGAUGUCUAGUGAUUCCUGGUUCAUGCUUCAGCAGCUGCACUUUUCAGGAGCCUUAGUUCUGGCUACUUUUUUUUUUCGUUUUAUCAAACAAACCAACCCUAGGACUUCUCUCAGGUCUGAAUCACAGGUCUGUGCUGAUCCCCAGACUCCUCAUUAGUGCACUGCCAGCUUCUGAGAAGAACUAACACCUUUACAUCAGUCUGAUUGGCUGCACAGCAUGCUUUUGGCUUAAACUCGGAGAACCUUGGUGUCAUUCCGUUUGACACACGGAUGGCAGUUUUGUAAUGCCAAAUGUUUAAAAAUGAACGUGUUAAUUUGGGAUGAUGACAUGAAGCAAAGAGUAGUUUUAAUACAUUUUAAAAGGAUUCUGUUUGAGAGACGCUUCACUUUUAUGUUUAUCACAUCUCCAAUCUUCACAAUAAGAAUCACAUGCAGACCCAAGACAGCAGGCUGGAUUAGAUUAAUCAGGCUGAAUUCAAUUAUAUAUAAACAUCCUCGUGAUUGUGGUCUCUCUGUUUUCGUCUGAUCAAAGCAGGAUAGACUUUUACUCUGAGUUUGAUCGAUCAUUUCGGCCAAAGUCAUCUCUUCAAAAUAAAAAUCUAAUUUAGAAAAACCCUCCCCCUCCUGAAUCUGGAUUUCUAAACCCCUGAUACCUCUCCUGCCUGCUGUGCUCUCUUUGCAGCUCAAACAGAAUAAGCAGAGUGCCCCCUACUGGCGUGUGUCGCUGCCAAACCUGUGCCGGGUGGUGAGCAGCCUGCGGCAGGAGGCGUUGAGCGGCGAGGAGGCGGGGGAGGAGGAGGAGGGCGAGCUGGGGGAGGGCGGACUCCCGCUGCUGGAGGAGCUGUACAACCUGCAACACAUCUGCAGAGCGCUGCAGAGCCGGGAGGAGAGGGUGAGACACAGACACACACACAUGUAUAUACACAAAAUCAGACGGGUUCGAGGAAAGAGUCGACAUCCAGAAGCUGUGAAAAGUUUGAUUUGUUGUUUUUCUGCUCUUGUUUCAACUAUUGGAUCUCUGUUUCCUCUCCGGGGUGACACAGCAAACUGUAAAACAGAGUAGAAUGACUGAAUACAAGAAUAUUUCCUUUCUUAUAGGAAUGGCUUCUCCGUGUGUGUUCGAUCUUUAAAUUAGAAAAACAGUUGUGUGCAGGUUGUGUCUUGUUCACUUGAAAUAACCCAAAGAUAAAAUCAGCACAGGUGAGCCGGUGUUAACGAAGGCUGAUGGUGCGAGAUGUGCUGACACCGUUUGCCUAUAAAGUCUUGAAGUCCUCAUUCAGCUGUUUUGUAUGAAUUUUACUUAUUUCCAGAUUUUCUUUGAUACUUUUGGACCAGUCAAUUAGUCUGGAUUUUAAUUUACACAAAAAUAAGUAGGAAAUUAGUGCCUCAAAUAUCAAAGUAAAGAGUACCACCCAUUCAUAGCAUCUCCAGUAAAUGAUUUUCUAAUUAUAGCAUAUCAGAGAGAAACGAGCCACAUGAGAUACUCUCAAAUCUUUUGGCCGGCAGAUGUUGUCAAACAGACUAAUUUAAUCCUAAAAAGAAGGUUUUAAGGUAAUGCUUCAUUAAGUCUGUGGUGCAGAAAGUUAAAGAUUUAUAUCAGGGGAGGUUUAAUCUGAUGAACCUGCGAUGACAGAAGGUUAAUUCAGGUUUGGAUUAGUAGGUCCUGUCUGUCUAUUCAGGGUUAUUAAUGCAGGUAAAACUGAACUUUGAACAUUAACUAGAAGAGGAUGAUCAGUCAAUUAACCUCUACCUAAUCUUUUAUAUUUUAUAAAUUUAUAACACCAAAUUAUCUGAAGACAUUUAUUAUUGAUGACAUAUUUAUGAAUAAACUGCUGUUAUAGUAAAGUUUAUGAAGUCGCUGCACACUUAUCUCACCUCCAUUUGAUUUGACUAAAGGUGUUUUUUUUUCCUCUAAAUUUUCUUUAAAGCUCCUGUGAGGAGUUUUUAAAAGUUUGUAAAAUAGACUGAAAUUCACAUUGAUGCCUUUAUAUUAUAUACCUAAAUGCAAACAAGACCAUCACAGAGAUUAUUGAACAUUUUCAUUCUUAAUGCCGAAAAACAGGUGUUAAUGGGUAGGUGUUUGUUUCAAAAAUCACUGCUCCAUAAAGAAUUAGAUAUGCAAAGACUGCUUUGUCCACAGGGGGCGCCAAAAUGUACACAAACUGAAAGUUGCUGAUAGGAGCUUUAAAUUUUCAAUUAUAUUGAUUUUGUAAUUUUUGAGGCCACUCUAAUUUUGACGGGAAAAUCAGACAGUGUUAUGGCUUGUUAGGCUACUUUUCAAUCAUAUUUAGUUUCAUUAAAGCUCCAGUGAGGAAUAUUUUGGCAAGUGUCAAAUCUGGCGCCCCCUGUGGUCAAAGCAGUCCUUUCUUAUCUUGUCAAGUAUACCUUUACUUUACUACGUUUCUUUGGAAAUCAUAAAGACAGCUGUUUUCUCAGAUGCUCGGCUGACACCUACCCCCUCGCACAGGUUUCAGGAAUCAAAACUUGUAUAUCUUGAUGCUGAUGGUUUUGUUUGCUUCUGUUUAUCCUAAAAAGGCAUCAAUGUGAAUUUAAGUCCAUUUUAUAAACAUCAAAAAAGUCCUUAUAGGAGCUUUAAUAAAACUAAAUUACUGGUUUUAUUCAUUCAGCAAAUCAGACUAACUCUUUAAAUUGUCGUAGUUUAGGCCGGACUCUUACUAAUCUCAACAGUAAAGCAAAGUUUAAAAAGCAGAUUUCGGGUAUGAAAGGGAGUGAAAAAAAAUAGCUGGUGUAAAAAAUCUGUUAAACCGUGUGCGAUCAUGUCUUUGCUGAUUAAAAAAUGCUCACACACUCUCACAAACCCACAAUCCAAACACAAAUACACACUCGAGAGGCCAUCCAUCAUCUCUCAUGGUAAACACACCUCAUUAACUCCCCCUCCCUCCCCUCCUCCCAUCAUUGUCCUACCACCCUCCCCCCUUUAACAGCAGCUCCCCCCUCCCUCUCUCUUAGCGUUAAUCUUAACACGCCGGCUGCAGAUUAGCACCUGUUUUCCACGCAUGAGGGCCGCACUCGUUUAAUCACAGCAACACGGCGUAGCCUCCCAUUACCCCACCGCUCAGCAGCCCGACAUGUGUUUUGCCGCCACCCUCACCCUUCGUCAUCUCUCUCUCUCUUUUGUACAGCUACUCCACGACUCUCUGGAAUAUUUAGACGAGAACAACGACACUCCGCUGAAACGAAAAUCACCCUACAUCCUGAAGAGACAAGCGGGUCACAACACCAAAUCCCGGAGGCCGUACAUCCUGAAACGAAGCACAAUUUACUGA
Xyrichtys novacula (pearly razorfish) is the source of this 8851-nucleotide messenger RNA. The record is from the annotation of a GenBank genome assembly. NCBI's taxonomy places the organism in Eukaryota, Metazoa, Chordata, Actinopteri, Labriformes, Labridae.